Pseudophryne corroboree (corroboree frog) is the source of this 1973-nucleotide messenger RNA. Its product is annotated as synaptosomal-associated protein 25-like. The transcript has 8 exons. Gene Ontology annotation, cellular component: plasma membrane; SNARE complex. Gene Ontology annotation, molecular function: SNAP receptor activity; voltage-gated potassium channel activity; syntaxin-1 binding. Bases 147 to 758 code for a protein of 203 amino acids. NCBI's taxonomy places the organism in Eukaryota, Metazoa, Chordata, Amphibia, Anura, Myobatrachidae. The record is from RefSeq and is a predicted model, not a curated record. Gene Ontology annotation, biological process: synaptic vesicle fusion to presynaptic active zone membrane; exocytosis; synaptic vesicle priming.
GGACAGGAUGGCACCAGCCUGCCUGCUUCGUGGGACUUAAGGAAGGGGGAACGGCCCAACCUCUUGAAGGGUUAAUGGUCCCGUUCCCCGCUGACAGGACACCGAGCUCACCCCUAACAGAGCCAGAAGAAUGAAGAGUGUAUAAGAUGGAGUAUAAGAGGAAACUCGAUAAUGAAUUACAGAUGAAGCGAUGCCUAGACCAGGUCACUAAUGAGUCACUGGACAUCACCCGCCGUAUGGUGCAGUUGGUGGAAGAGAGUAAAGAUGCCGGAAUAAGGACUCUGGUCAUGCUGGAUGAACAGGGAGAACAACUGGAGCGUAUUGACAAGGGUUUGAACCAGAUAAAUCAGGAUAUGAGAGAAGCAGAGAAGAACCUAACUGAUAUGGGGAAAUGCUGUGGACUGUGUUCCUGUGACAGACUGGUCAACAGUUCAACCUACAGAGUGUCCUGGGGCAAAUCUAAUGAUGACGUUGUCUCUGCUCAGCCUUCUCAUGUUGCUGAUGAGAGAGAGCGAAUGAGGAUGAGUGGAAGUUACAUAAGAAGGGUGACCAAGGAUUCUCGUGAGGAUGAAAUGGAGGAAAAUUUAAAUCAAGUUGGGAGCAUUCUGGGCAAUCUCCGCAGCAUGGCUCUGGAUGUCGGGAAUGAAAUCGAUAUCCAGAAUAAACAAGUGGAGAAAAUCAUGGAGAAGGUUGUUGUGAAUGAAGAUCGAAUACAAGAUGCUAACACUAAAGCCAAGAAGAUUCUUAAGAGUGUCUAAGACCUUCCCCUUAAAGAAAGCUUGCCCUCUAUAUUCUGCAAUCACCCUGUGAUAUCCUGUAUCCAUGCAGCUCUUCCUGUAUGAAUAUCUUGAGGAAGAAAGGAUGAAAUGCUGUUAUCACGUUAUUCAUCAUCUCCAGUUGUGCACAAACAAAUGAAUCUUGUUCAGUUUCGCAUUACGCACCAACCCAGCAGUGUCAGCUGUAGGGAAACCCACAACUCUUCUGUGCCAAACUAACAAACCCUUUAGCUGUGUACUAAACGACGCUGCCAUUGUCUUCCCAGCUCCAGUAACAGGUGACGUAUUUGGUAAAUGAAUGCCAGCUGUGGGCACGCUUACUUCUUUCCAGCAUUAGGUUUGCAAGUUUUUAAUAAAAAUCAAGCCAAUCCUAUUGUACUCAAUGCACAGUGGGCCUAAUUCGGAUCCCGUCGGAUCUGUGGUAUAUAACGCAAAUUCACCGGAACUGUACUGUGUCGUUGGAUGCACUACGGCUGCAGACGUCAAGAGACUGACCGUGAGCUCCUGUUUGGUGGAGUGCUGAGGUCAGGAUCUCCGUCAGAAUAUUGAGAUUUCCUGACCACUUUGUAUGAGCUGCGGCAGCUGGCUAGAGUGACCCCAUUGGAAAUGCAGCUGGCCAAUGGUGUCGCAGGUGAUCCGAUGCUGUGCCCUAGGAUGCAGUAUGGAUCACUAAUGCAUGCAGGUGGCAUCUACUUAUACCAGACGCCUCCUGCUGCAUUCCCAUAUUAGUGCAUCACUGCUGCCACCUAAAUACACAUCUAAGUUAGGCCCAGUGCACCCACUUAAUAAUGCCAUCCUCCAUUACCCAAGGUAUAUCCUCUGCCCUAAAUGCCCUAGAUUCUAAUAUUUCUCACCCUCAUUAUAAUGCCCCUUCACUAUACAGGUUGAGUAUCCCAUAUCCAAAUAUCCGAUAUACAGAAUAUUCCGAAAUACGGACUGUUUUGAGCGAGAGUGAUAUAGUGAAACUUUUGUUUUCUGAUGGCUCAAUGUACACAAACUUUGUUUAAUACACACAGUUAUUAAAAAUAUUGUAUUAAAUGACCUUCAGGCUGUGUUUAUAAGGUGUAUAUGAAACAUAAAUGAAUUGUGUGAAUGUAGACACACUUUGUUUAAUGCCCAAAGUUAUAAAAAAUUUUGGCUAAAAUUAUCUUCCGACUGUGUGUAAAAAGGUGGGUCUGGGACUCAGGGUCGACAGCA